Molecule: messenger RNA, 1916 nt
Organism: Calypte anna (Anna's hummingbird)
Lineage: Eukaryota; Metazoa; Chordata; Aves; Apodiformes; Trochilidae
Gene: WSCD2
Product: WSC domain containing 2
Exons: 8
Coding region: 1-1671 (556 amino acids)
Source: RefSeq, a predicted model, not a curated record
AUGGCCAAAUUCUUGGUAAAACUCCAGCGGUAUUUUCGGCGCAAACCCCUGCGUUUCUUCACCUUGCUGGCUCUCUACCUGGCGGCUGGCAGUUUGGUUUUCCUGCAUUCGGGUUUUAGCGGGGAGCCCCGGGUGGCGGGGGGGCAGCGAGGGACGGGUGAGGGCCUGGGGGUGAUGGAGCUGAGCCGAGGCUUGAAGAGGACGGUGACAGCGACAGCGGGGGGUCGGCGACACGGCCCCUGGUUCAAAAGCCCCUCCAGGGGACCGGCGGAAAGAGGCAAAGGAGGAGAGCACGGCAGCAACCGGAGCAGAGCGCUCAGGAGCAGAAGCGGCCGCGAGAAGGAGGAGGAGAGAGCACGAUACAUCGGCUGCUACGUGGACAACACCCGGCGGCGGGCACUGCGCGGUGUCUCCUUCUUCGACUACAAGAAGAUGACAGUGUUUCGUUGCCAGGACAACUGUGCCGAACGGGGCUACCUGUAUGCGGGGCUGGAGUUCGGGGCCGAGUGUUACUGCGGGCACAAGAUCCAAGCUCCCAACGCCAGCGAGCUGGAAUGCAACAUGGAAUGCAAGGGGGAGAGGAGCAACCUCUGCGGAGGAGCCAACCGGCUCUCGGUCUAUCGGCUGGAACUGGCCCAGGAAUCCGCCCGGAGGUAUGGCAGUGCCAUAUUUCGGGGGUGCUUCCACCGUCCAGAAAACCUCUCCAUGGCUCUGCCCGUCAGCCAGAGGAUGCUCAACAUGUCUGUGGAUAAAUGUGUGGAUUUCUGCACCGAGAAGGAAUACCCUCUGUCAGCCCUGGCAGGCACCUCCUGCCUCUGUGGUUUCCCCACCUCACUCUUUACCCUCCACGAGCGGGAGGAUGAGCAGCUCUGUGCCCAGAAAUGUCCUGGGGAGGAGUUUGAGAGCUGUGGCAGCCCCGAGUACCUCCUGGUCUACCAAACCCAAGUCCAAGACAACCGCUGCAUGGACAGGAGGUUUCUGCCCACCCGUGCCAAGCAGCUGGUGGCCCUGGCCAGUUUCCCUGGAGCUGGCAACACCUGGGCUCGUCACCUCAUUGAGCUGGCCACCGGCUUCUACACCGGCAGCUACUACUUUGAUGGCUCCCUCUACAACAAAGGGUUCAAGGGGGAGAGGGACCACUGGAGAAGUGGGAGGACCAUUUGCAUCAAAACCCAUGAAAGUGGUCAGAAAGAGAUCGAAUCCUUUGACUCAGCCAUCCUGCUGAUCAGGAACCCCUACAAGGCCCUGAUGGCCGAGUUCAACCGCAAAUACGGGGGUCACAUCGGCUUCGCCUCCCACGCCCACUGGAAAGGCAAAGAGUGGCCAGAGUUUGUGGCUAAUUAUGCCCCGUGGUGGGCAACCCACACCCUGGACUGGCUGCGCUACGGCCGGAAGGUUCUGGUGGUUCACUUCGAGGACCUGAAGAGGGACCUGUUCGUGCAGCUGCAGAGGAUGGUGGGGCUGCUGGGCAUCACUGCCUGCCAGGACAGACUGCUCUGCGUGGAGGGCCAGAAGGAUGGGAAUUUCAAGAGGUCUGGCCUGAGGAAGCUGGAAUAUGAUCCCUACACCCCCCAGAUGAGGGAGGUGAUCGGGGGCUACAUCCGAACCGUGGACACAGCCCUGAAGCUCCGCAACCUCUCGGGGGUCCCAGAUGAUUAUUACCCCAGAUGAUGGUGCUGAGGGGACCUUCCACCCCGCUGGGGGGUGGUUUGGUUUGGGUUUUGGGUUUUUUUUUCUUUGAAUUCUCCAUCUGCUGCUCUUCAUCACCUCCCUGCAUGAGCACCCAAGGCUCCCCAAGCCAUCGCUGAGCUCGCUCGCUGCCCCUGGCAGGGUGGUGCCACCAGAGGAUGUGGGUGCCACCAGAAGGAUGUGGGUGCCACCACACGGAGCCUUGGAGCUUGGGAGGAACCUAAAAC